AUGUCCACACUUCUGUGGAGCGUCUACAAUCCAGACUUGAUGCGCAGGAACCGGAUGCCUCUGGCCAACCACAACCUGAAUGGCAUGUUCAACACACAUAGGGCAGCUCCUCCCAGCUCCAGCUUCUUACCUGGAUUCAUCCCACCACCGGCAGUCAGCAACCCACAAGCGCUCGCUCACCUGGUUACGAGAGCCGUCAGCCGCACCUUAGGCUGUUCCUCCAGCUUCAUGAGAGGCGCCAGCAGCUUCGGUAAUGGCCAGUGCGGAGCAACAGGCACGGCUCCCCAGCCACCCUCAGGGGCCUUAGCCGUGCAGCAGUUCCACCAGGAGAACGGCCAGCUUAGCCUGCAGCAGCAGCCGAUGCCGCCGCAGCCGCAGCCGAUGCCGAUGCCGCCGCCGCAGCAGAAGGCAAGUAGCUCUAGCUCUGCGGUCACUUCGGAGCGCUAUAAGACUGAGCUGUGUUGGCCCUUUGAGGAAAGCGGCCGUUGCAGGUAUGGCCAAAAGUGCCAGUUUGCGCACGGUUCCCGAGAACUGCGUACCCCGCUGAGGCACCCCAAGUACAAGACUGAGCCUUGCCGCACCUUCCACAGCGUUGGCAUCUGCCCCUAUGGCACUCGUUGCCACUUCAUACACAACCAGCAUGAUCAUCAAGUCGUGCCUUCCGGGAGCGCCUCUGAGGAGCCCUGUUCCGCCAAUGGCAGCGACUCGGGGCCCUCCGACACAGGGUCCUCCGGCUUCAACGAGGAGCCAAAGCCGAUGAUGCAGACGGCCAGCUCUGUCAGCUCUUCCACCUUACCUUCAGGCCACAGCCAUCCUCAACAGGCGCCUCUGCUGCUCAGUACCCCGCUGUUGAGCUCAGGUAUGCCUCUGCCUCCUUCAUACCCUGCAGCUACUCUCCCCGCGACUUACUGUGCCUCUAUGGCUGCCGCCUCUGCGACUGUUUUGGCAGCUGCGUCUGCAGCUGCUAUGUUGUAUCAAAACGGCGGCGGAGUCCCAUGCACUACCUGUGCCAACCAUACCAUCGUUAUCAGCCAGGCGAUGGGUGGCUACAUGGCGCCUGUGGCAUUCCCGACCCUCAACUUCGCUGCCGCCAAUGCCACCACCAUCUAUCACAGCCAGCAGCAGAACCUGGCAGCUCCUAUGCAAUUCCCGAUGCCUCUUGUCAGGCCUCCAGCCAGCAUCUUAGCCCCGAACUCUGUUGCUCCCACGGCCACGGCCGCCAUAGCUCCCGGGGCUGCCGCUGCCAUCUUAGUCAACCCUGGCGCCGCCGCCGCUGCCGCCGCCGCCGCCGCCACGGCUGCAGUUGUCCCUGCUGCUACUGCAGCUGCCAACACCACCUCCUCUGCCUCUAUCCCGGCUGCCACCGCUGCCGAAGGUCCUGCACAGCACUUCAGCCUCCAACUGCCAGGCACCCAGUCUGAGUCGCCGGAUUUCGACAUGCUCACCAGCAGACUGGAUUCCCUGUUGGGCACCAACAACCUCGACAACCUUCUGAGUUGCUCCUCGAGCUCCAGCAACCUCAAUGAUUCCGAAUCUCCCAGAAUCAAAUCCAGCCGCCGUCUGCCCAUCUUCAGCCGCCUCUCAGACUCAGACAAAUGA
This is a messenger RNA of Microtus oregoni (creeping vole), 1599 nucleotides long. RefSeq names its product mRNA decay activator protein ZFP36L3-like. Lineage: Eukaryota; Metazoa; Chordata; Mammalia; Rodentia; Cricetidae. The record is from RefSeq and is a predicted model, not a curated record. Gene Ontology annotation, molecular function: metal ion binding; mRNA binding. Bases 1 to 1599 code for a protein of 532 amino acids. The transcript has a single exon.